This is a messenger RNA of Micromonas pusilla CCMP1545, 1059 nucleotides long. RefSeq lists its product as uncharacterized. The transcript has a single exon. The record is from RefSeq and is a predicted model, not a curated record. The coding region runs from base 223 to 966 and encodes 247 amino acids. Lineage: Eukaryota; Viridiplantae; Chlorophyta; Mamiellophyceae; Mamiellales; Mamiellaceae.
CGCGUUCGAACCCCGGGUUCGAGGCGAGACCGAGUCGCCCGCGCGUCGUUCGCCCGACGCGGACGCGAGCCCCGGCGCGCGCUCGCCGCGGGUCGUCGACGCGUCGGAUCCCGCGCGCGGUUCGUCCUGUCGUCGUGCCGAAUUUGGAGGCGUCCGCGAUCGAUCCCCUCGGAAUUCAUUCAUUCGUUCGUUCGUUCAAUCUUCCGCGGAGAAGAUAGAUAGAUGGGCGUCGAGGACGACGCGUCGACGUCCGGCGGCGUGACGUACGCGAACGGCCACAUCUACGGCGCGCCCGAAACGCUCGACCCCGCGGACAAGCACGGCGAGCGCGCGACGGUCUUCUUCCCCGGAGGCGCCAAGUACAAAGGGCAGUGGGCGAAAAACCGAAAGCACGGAAAAGGAUCCUACACCUUCGCCAACGGCGACGUCUACGAGGGCGAGUGGGCGGACGACCGACGGACCGGGUUCGGGACGUACUGGCGGCUCGACGAGGGCCGCUACCGCGUCGAGUACAACGGCACGUGGGUGGAGAACAAGAAGCACGGAUUCGGAGUCUUUUUCAACGCGAAGGGCGAGCGAUACGAGGGCGAGUGGUUCGAGGGGAAGCGACACGGGAAGGGGAAACAGACGUACGGGGGGCGUUUCGACGGCCUCGGCGCGGACGUCUACGACGGCGAGUGGGUCCACGGGAAGCGCACGGGGCGCGGCGUGAUGUCGUGGGCGAACGGCGACGCGUACGAGGGGCAGUGGGAGGACGACCAGAAGCACGGUCCGGGGACGCAUUAUUACGAAGAGAAGCGCGCCAGGUACGACGGGGUGUGGGAGAGGGACACGCCGAGGUGCGGGGAGUAUCGCGCGAUGGACGACGAUAUCGCGCCGGUGAUACCGCUUCCGGACGUGAAGCUGAUGGACGCGGACGAGGUGGCGCGCAGGGCGAAGGAGGUGGCGAUCGACGCGUUGCGGUGACGGGCGCUUGAACGGGAGAAGACCGACGGAGCGGCGUCCGCGUCCUCGCCAUCCACCCGUGCGUCUACCUGACUACCAUCUUCAUCACGAGUC